Molecule: messenger RNA, 1822 nt
Organism: Pisolithus orientalis
Lineage: Eukaryota; Fungi; Basidiomycota; Agaricomycetes; Boletales; Pisolithaceae
Exons: 5
Coding region: 240-1667 (475 amino acids)
Source: RefSeq, a predicted model, not a curated record
UAAGGCUCCUCGUCAGACCAUCCCACGACCACAAUCUCAGUUGGCUCACUUGGACGUCCUGGAACUCCUCGUCGCCAGCUGUGUUCUCUCACAGCAAUUCUGGGAACAUUUGGCAGCCCUCCCGCGGACGUCGUCCCCCCACUCUCAGUGCCCCAAUUGUUUUAUCCUUCUGUCUUACCCCUCUGAACCAAAACUAACCCCCCCCUUAGCCACCGCGUUCGAGCAGAAUUUAGAAAAUCAUGUCAGGAUCUGUUUACCGGUUAGAAACCCCACGGGCACGUCCGCCGCCGCCGCCAUUGCGCUUGCUCAAAGCUUCCUCGGUACCCAGCUCCAAUGGAAAUUCACAAACGCUCCUUUAUGACCUUCCCUCAUCCGUCACAUCGCCACCCAAUAGCCCAAAAGCGAAAUCUGACUUCACGUCACCCACAUCACCGACAUUCUCCGCUGGUAGAUCCAGAGGACGUCGGAGCGGUCGCCCGGGACCAACGCCUCCACCGUCCGCUCGAAAUCGAUCGAGCACUCCACUUGGCGUAUCUCGCAGCGACCUAGAGCAGUUUGCUGAAUAUUGUCGUGCAUGGUACUUUGACCAGGAUGAGGCGUCAGGGCGUCAGAUGACCCAAGUUCUUACAAACCUUAAACCUGCGCAACGUGCUCCAUACUCGCGACUGCAAGCCUCCGUGCGCUCAGCGUACCAUGCAAGCGUGAACGCACGGCGACAUGCUGAGUUUCAGGCACAUCUCACUGCAACGCAACCAGGUGGUUCUUUGAUGCCCCAUUCGCGAGCGAAUCCGACCGGCCCCGAGGCAAAGAAGGAGCGCUUUGAUAGAUUGGAUAGGUUUAUGAGGACGUGGUGUACCAUGGGCAUGCCAGGCACAAAGCCUUUCUUUGAGUCCCUGUGGGCAAUCAUGCGAUUGCAGGUACUUCCUGAAGAUCUUGGGGGUGCAGGGCCGUAUCGCAUUCGAUGGGAGUUUGAUGAUGCCGUGUUCAAAGAGGCAGCUGGCAAAGAUUUCAUGCUCGAUGCUAUCGAUGUACUCAAAGGGGUGCUUGCAUUUGAGGAUUCCCCUUCUGCAAACAGCAGGAGCGGCUCUGGGUAUCAGUCACCAACCGGCCAUGCUUUUCUGUCCCAAUUUUUACCCUUGGGCACCAAUACGCAGGUAACACCCACCACUCGCACACGAGCACCGAGCGAUCCAUUUCUGGACAUGCCCGCUCUGUCACAUUCCGCGUCGACCCAGUCAUCUAGCACGACUGCUCCCCAUCUUCCUUCAGGAUAUGAGGAGCGAGCCUCACCGGUUGUCUUGAAUGAACAAGUGGAGGAAGAUGGGGAAGUCCCGAUACCACUGCCACCUUUGCGAUCCGAGUUGGAGAUGGGAGAGUCCGAGGUACACAUGCGCACCUGGACAGCACCUGACCUAUCUAACCCGGAGUACCUGUCCUUACUAACCGUCUUCCCAUCCUUUAUCACUCGACGACCGUUGCCACGUUUCCCUGUAUCGAAGAAUCCUCGCGCCACUGACAUCGAAGAAGGAGAGGACGGGAGAGGAGAGGGUAAGGAAAUACGCUUCGGUACAGGUACAAUGUGGAUUAGCUCCAAGCGUCGAAGCGAGGGGUACAGAGGGCAUUGGUGGACGAGGUUCGUCCUAUGGUGGCGCGGAUUAUUCUGUUGAUACCUGACAAUUGGCUUGACGCCGCUUCUUGGAAUUGCUCCAUUGAUCAACUACUUCUAAAUAUUUUCCUGCCCUGAAGCAACCUUUGCGCUACACUCCUCUUCCAUAUGUAACACUCCCUUGUUUAUACACUUGCAAUCAUCCGCACAUUCACA